Molecule: messenger RNA, 819 nt
Organism: Durusdinium trenchii
Lineage: Eukaryota; Dinophyceae; Suessiales; Symbiodiniaceae
Source: the annotation of a GenBank genome assembly
AUGUUGAGAUACUCUGACCCUCAACACCUUGCAGUGCUUCUGAUACGUGGGGCCAUUGAACGGCUGGUCUUUCUACUCGAAACCGCGUCGAGAGAGGUGCAGGCAAGAGCUUGCCAUGCGCUUCAACGUGUAGCCUGCGCCAGCACGAGAGGCAUGCAGGCGCUGCUGGUGUGCGAGCCGCUACCUGCUCUCAAGGAGAUGAUGGAAAGUGAGGAUCCAGCAGUGCAGCUGGAGGGAACCGUGCUGGUUGCAAACACCAUUGCAUUCGGAGGACCUCAUGUGGAAGAGGUCUUGAAAAUAGGUUGCGUGCCGUUGCUUUUGGAAUGCCUGCGUGGUCGAGAGGAGACCUACCCAGAGACGAGACGUGCAGCAGCAAGGGGUCUUUGCGCGCUUAACAAGCGCGCCCCACAGCCAGAGUUGUGGGAGGCGCCCAUGGUUGCAGCCGUUUUGGGGGCAUUGCCUUCCGAUGCCAGCGCGUUGGACUUCUUGGUUUCUGUUCUGCGGCUCACGCCCGGAGACCUUUCGCAGAAACUCCGAGAGGCGGCUUGCGCAUUCUUAGAGAACUGUGGCUUGGAUGACAGCUUGCAGGGGCAGGUUGGUGGUGCGACGGAACCGUCAAUUGACUGUGGUGGGUUGCUGAAGUUCACGCGCAGGUUGGCUGUGGGUGAAGUCCUCCAAGCUCAGGCGAUUUGGAGGCGGCAGUUGCCCUUCGGAUCUCUUGAGAUGAAUUCUUCUGCUUGCCACCGAGGAGGCCAACCACUGGAGGGCCUUGAGCCCCGCUGCCGAUUGCUAAAGGAGAUGUUGCCCGUGUGGGGCUGA